CUUUGGACCGCCUUCGCGCGGUGCUAUGACGUCAGUGGCACACAAGUGUGCACUGCGAAGGCUGCAGACCCUGAAUUUGUAUUAGGCCGUGGUUUCACACAGGGGCGAGGGCUGCCGCGUAAAAUAAUUCAACAUGAAUCUGGAGCGACUUCGGAAGCGAGUGCGGCAGUUCAUCGACCAGCAACACUAUCAAACUGCGCUGUUUUGGGCGGACAAGGUAGCAUCUCUUUCUCAUGAGGAUCCGCAGGACAUCUACUGGCUUGCUCAGUGCCUUUUCCUGACAUCACAAUAUCACAGAGCCUCGCACGCACUCCGGUCCAGGAAGCUUGAUAAGCUGUAUGGAGCUUGCCAGUGUCUUGCUGCACGAUGCCAUUAUGCUGCCAAAGAGUUCCAGCAGGCCUUGGAUAUUCUGGCAGAGGAGCCGAGUUGUAAGAAGCUGCUAGAGAGGAGCACAAAGGAGGAGGUCGAAACGCCGGAGCCAAACAAGGAUUGGGACAUGUCGCCUGCCUCUAUCAGCAGCUCCAUCUGCCUCCUGCGUGGUAAGAUCUACGACGCCAUGGACAACAGGCCGCUGGCCACCUCCAGCUAUAAAGAGGCCCUGAAGCUGGACGUAUAUUGCUUCGAAGCCUUCGACCUUUUGACGUCGCACCACAUGCUUACAGCCCAGGAAGAGAAAGACUUCCUGGAAUCACUACCUCUGAGCCAGCAGUGCACAGAGGAAGAGGAGGAGCUGCUUCAUUUUCUCUUUGAGAACAAGUUAAAGAAGUACAACAAGCCCAGUGACCUGGUGGUGCCCGCCAUGGUCAAUGGUCUCCAGGAAAACCUAGACAUGGUGGUGUCUUUGGCAGAGAGACAUUAUUACAACUGUGACUUUAAGAUGUGCUACAAGCUCACAUCCAUGGUGAUGGUGAAAGACCCCUUCCAUGCUACCUGUUUACCAGUGCACAUAGGAACCCUAGUAGAACUCGGAAAAGCAAACGAGUUGUUUUACCUCUCGCACAAACUUGUAGACUUAUAUCCCAAUAACCCAGUGUCUUGGUUUGCCGUGGGCUGCUACUAUCUGAUGGUCGGCCAUAAAAACGAAAACGCCCGUCGCUACCUCAGCAAAGCCACCACCCUGGAGAGGACAUACGGCCCUGCGUGGAUCGCCUACGGUCACUCAUUCGCUAUGGAGAGCGAGCAUGACCAGGCCAUGGCCGCCUACUUCACAGCAGCCCAGCUAAUGAAAGGAUGUCACUUACCUAUGCUCUACAUCGGCCUGGAGUACGGCCUGACCAACAAUUCCAAGCUGGCUGAGCGCUUCUUCAGCCAGGCGCUGAGUAUUGCUCCAGAGGACCCAUUUGUCAUACAUGAGGUGGCUGUGGUUGCCUUUCAGAAUGGAGACUGGAAGAUGGCUGAGAAGUAUUUCCUUGAUGCCAUGGAGAAGAUAAAAGCCAUCGGGAAUGAGGUGACUGUAGACAAGUGGGAGCCUUUGCUAAACAACCUGGGUCACGUGUGUCGCAAACUGAAAAAGUACGACCAGGCUCUGGAGUACCAUCGUCAAGCCCUGGUGCUGAUCCCCCAGCACGCCUCCACCUACGCCGCUAUAGGCUACGUGCACAGUCUUAUGGGCGACUUUGAGAGUGCCAUUGACUACUUCCACACGGCACUUGGACUGAAACGAGAUGACGCGUUUUCUGUGACAAUGCUCGGCCACUGCAUCAACAUGUACAUUGGCGAAACAGACGCCUACGUAGGAACCGACAUAGACGACAAGGUCCAAGGCAGCAUGGACACGCCGGCCCUGAUCAAAGUACUCAACAAAACCGAGCCUGGUGACACACUGGCCUCGCCGAGGCUUGAGGACGCUAGCGCCAUGUCGAUGGAGACGCCGCUGUCCACCCAGGAAAAGAUGAUGCUGGACAUGCCCCUGCGGCUGUCGUUGACACUGGAGUGCGACAUGUAUGAAAGCGACGUGAUGUUGGACACCUUGUCUGACACAAGCACGUGAUUUUUUUUUUUUUUUUAACCCACACAUCUAACCUGGAGGCAGAACUGUCAUAGCAACAGGUUGUCAUGGAGACGCAAGCCAGAGGAUAAGCCAGGUUUUCUUGUGUUGUGCAGUAGAUCCUGUGGUUGCCACUUUGAAGAUACGGCAAUGCAAAGCCAAAAGGCUCAAAGGCAAGUUAGCGUGUGCCUUGUACUCUGGAAGGGCACAAACUAACCCUGUUAAAGACACUUAUAGUCACUUUUUAAUGCUCUUCCUUUUGGCAAGACCUGUGGAUAUUUACAGUGGCAUCAGAGCCAUAAAAGCAGAAGAGAAGAUACAAGCAACUCAAGUUCAAUAAACAAUGCUUUGAUCUUU
Messenger RNA from Dunckerocampus dactyliophorus (ringed pipefish), 2344 nucleotides. It is a transcript of the gene cdc16, whose product is annotated as cell division cycle 16 homolog (S. cerevisiae). NCBI's taxonomy places the organism in Eukaryota, Metazoa, Chordata, Actinopteri, Syngnathiformes, Syngnathidae. The record is from RefSeq and is a predicted model, not a curated record. Gene Ontology annotation, biological process: cell division. Gene Ontology annotation, molecular function: protein binding. The transcript is spliced from 19 exons. Bases 134 to 1990 code for a protein of 618 amino acids.